Molecule: messenger RNA, 673 nt
Organism: Orycteropus afer afer
Lineage: Eukaryota; Metazoa; Chordata; Mammalia; Tubulidentata; Orycteropodidae
Gene: CISD1
Product: CDGSH iron sulfur domain 1
Biological process (GO): regulation of autophagy
Cellular component (GO): mitochondrial outer membrane; intracellular membrane-bounded organelle
Molecular function (GO): 2 iron, 2 sulfur cluster binding
Source: RefSeq, a predicted model, not a curated record
ACACGUGCUUGCUGUCCACCACGGCGCCUGCGCGGUAGCAGCCCUGUGUCUGUGCCCUUAGGACGCUCCUCGCACCUUUAUUCCAGCUGUCCGCGCUAGCUCCGUUAGUGUUCUCAGUAUCCAGUGCACACGCCUUGCGAGCGACUGCGCCAUGAGUCUGACUUCCAAUUCCGGAGUACGAGUUGAAUGGAUCGCAGCGGUGACCAUUGCUGCUGGGACAGCUGCAAUUGGUUAUCUAGCUUACAAGAGGUUUUAUGUUAAAGAUCAUCGCCACAAAUCUAUGGUAAACCUUCAUAUCCAGAAAGACAACCCCAAGGUAGUACAUGCUUUUGACAUGGAGGAUUUGGGAGAUAAAGCUGUCUACUGCCGUUGCUGGAGAUCCAAAAAGUUCCCAUUCUGUGAUGGGUCUCACACAAAACACAAUGAAGAAACUGGAGACAACGUGGGACCUCUAAUCAUCAAGAAAAAAGAAACUUAAAUGGACAGUUGUGAUGCUGCACACCAACUUGUUAUGAUGUUACCUAGUUGUUUAAUUAGAAUGAAUACCACUUCUGUCUAAUUCACAUCCUCUGAGUUUUAGAUGUGGUAUAUUGUAAACUGCAGCUUUCACAUUCAUGGCAUUUGCCUUACUUGUUGAAACAUCGUGGUGCACAUUUGUUUAAUCAAAAAAAAA